Exophiala aquamarina CBS 119918 is the source of this 1605-nucleotide messenger RNA. RefSeq lists its product as uncharacterized. The record is from RefSeq and is a predicted model, not a curated record. Gene Ontology annotation, biological process: proteasome-mediated ubiquitin-dependent protein catabolic process. The coding region runs from base 1 to 1605 and encodes 534 amino acids. Gene Ontology annotation, molecular function: ubiquitin binding. The transcript has 2 exons. Gene Ontology annotation, cellular component: nucleus. Lineage: Eukaryota; Fungi; Ascomycota; Eurotiomycetes; Chaetothyriales; Herpotrichiellaceae.
AUGGACGAAGCAGAAGCAAUCGCGACGUUGCUCGCCGUGACAGGUACAACUCCCGAGUUGGCUAGGCAGUACGUUCAGCUUGCCGAUGGUGAUGCAAACCAAGCCGUGCAGUUGUUCUUCGAGAACGGCGGAGUCGACCUGACUGGUUCUUCCUCGUCACAACCUCCUGCUGCAUCAACAUCGCUUCAGUCUGGUCACGUUCAUGAUCCCAUCAACCUCGAUGAUGACGAACUUAUUGCCGAUGAUAACGAUCCAGAAGCCAGGGAUUAUCCCAGAGAUCCUGAUCGGAGUCGACCGUCGGCACCAGCUGCUGCCCCAGCACAGUUUGAGGAUGAUGAGGCUAUGGCUAGACGUUUACAGCAGGAGAUGUAUAGUGAACCUGGUGGCGAUGAGCCUCUCAGAGCACCCAUCGCCCGACAAUCAGAGACUUUGGUCGGUGCUGGAGACUCUUUGCCCAUGACCGAAGCUGGUUAUGAUGCUGCAGUGGAAGCACGCAUGCGAGCCUUUCAAAACAGACAAAACCGAGCACGUGCAGGUAUCUUCAAUCAACAACAGCCAUCGAGUAUCUGGGAGAGAGAUGGCGAUCCUUCAAGCAAUCCACUUUCAGAAUCGACUGGGGGAGCAUCGGAGGCAUCGCAAAGAAACAACAGACUCGCAAGACUCUUCCAACCACCAUGGGAGUUAAUGUACAAGGGCGAAUGGGAGGAUGCAAGAGAUGAGGGCAAAGAGCAGAAGAAAUGGUUAUUGGUUGACAUUCAAGACCCGUCUAUCUUCGACUGCCAAGCCUUAAACCGUGAUCUCUGGAAAAAUGAAGGCAUCGUGGAAACUGUAAAGGAAAAUUUCGUGUUCCUGCAGUACAACAAGGACGACCCAAGAGCAAGCCAAUACGUUCAGUACUAUUUCCAGGCUUACGAGAGCCAGGAUAUGUACCCUCAUGUUGCGAUUGUCGACCCUCGAACAGGAGAACAGAUCAAGUUGUGGACGCGAAAGAUUCCACCACCACCAGAGUUCUUGAUGCAACUGCACGAAUUCUUAGAUCGCUACAGCCUGGACAACAGUGCACGCAAUCCUGUGGCUAAGCGAAAGUCGGAGGCGAAGAAGGAAAAGCCUAUCGACCAAUUGACCGAGGACGAGAUGUUGCAACGAGCAUUGCAGGCUAGUCUCACGUCACAGAGCCAGGAGCUGAAGUCGCCAGAGAUUGAGGAUCCCGACGAUCUCACCAGAAGUGUUGGUGAUGUUCGAGGCACUAAUCCAUUUACUCUUGCCGAUACUAUGGAAGUCGAUGGAGCAAAGCCAAGCGAAGGACGGGGAUUGAGCGAUGCCGGCCAAGUCUCAUUCACUCAACCGCAUGCCGAACCUGCGGCGGGACCGGGGAUCACAAGAGUGCAGAUCAGACACCCAGCUGGUAGGAUUGUUCGUCGAUUUGCAGAAAGUGACCCUGUACAGCGAAUUUACGAUUUCCUGAAAACCGAGCCUCUAGACGGCAAAGAAGGAGCCGACUUUGAGUUGAUCUCGAUGGGCAAGAACCUCGAUGACGUCCGUCAAGAGACCGUGGAAAGUGCUGGCCUAAAAAAUGGCACAGUCAUGGUUGAAUUCCUGGAUUAG